CCCAUACAGUGACGUUUCUGUAAGCCACGCCCAAUGCGGAAAAGAAACAUCGCAACCCCAAUUUGUGGCUACAGUUUGUUAUAAAGCCACUGCUGUAAUGUUGAUCUCUGCAGUUUAGUCUAACCUAACCUGAUUUAUCUAAUGUCCACACAUCACACGGGACGAGACAAUGGCAUCGGCAGAAGUAAAAGUUGCAUUUGUCAGCAAUCACAAUGGGACGACCCUUACGGAGGUUUCGCUGGGAUCCCUCUUAGCCCCGCUGUGUUUUCUCAGCCGAGGUCUCUUCCUGAUAGUCUUCCACCUUGGAAAAGGGGUUAUUCCGUUCUCCUGGGGAUCCCAUCUCCUGCUGGACUUCACAGCACUAAUAAUGCCUCUGGUCCUGUCAUGCACCGCACUGAGCGACAUCCUUCACUUUGUCAUCAUGGGCAUCGCUGUAGUUGACUUAGUUGUCCUAUACCUCAUUUACAAGAACGGAAAGCAUCCAAGCGUUCAAGGUUCCCUUUACAGUACAAUUGACAGGUUUGUGCAAAGCAGAGUAGAAUCCAACAUGGUCCCGUUUGUGACCGUGUUUCGAGUUCUGGUCAACAUGAAGACCGCCAUAAGCAUUUUGGCUGUUGAUUUUAGCGUCUUCCCAAGACGUUAUGCAAAAACAGAGAUGUAUGGAACAGGGGUGAUGGAUUUCGGCGUCGGAGCGUAUGUAAUGGCCAAUGCGUUGGUGUGUCCCGAAGCAAGAGGAAAGGACAUUCAAGGGUCGAAGAUCAGUCAUGUGUUUAAACAGUUGAUUUCCGUCUGGCCGUUGGUCUUGUUAGGGUUUGUGAGACUUGCGAGCGUCAAAUCAUCAGGCUACCACGAGCAUGUGACAGAGUAUGGAGUUCACUGGAACUUCUUCUUCACGUUAGCCAUCGUCAGAGUGGUGGCGUCCGCACUUCUGGCUCUUUUUCCUGUGGACGCCUCAUGGCUUCUUGCUCUUCUCAUUGGUGGAACCUACCAGGUUGUUUUGGAGACAACAGGUCUGAAGUCCUUCCUCAUUCACAAUAACGAGCGCACAGGCUUUCUGCAGGCAAACAGAGAGGGCAUCUUCUCAGUUGUGGGUUACAUCGCCAUCUAUAUGGCUGGGGUCCAGGUUGGCCGUUACCUCAUGCAGAGCAGAAAUGUGGUUAAAGACUGGAUCUAA
Molecule: messenger RNA, 1174 nt
Organism: Sinocyclocheilus rhinocerous
Lineage: Eukaryota; Metazoa; Chordata; Actinopteri; Cypriniformes; Cyprinidae
Product: phosphatidylinositol-glycan biosynthesis class W protein-like
Exons: 3
Coding region: 170-1174 (334 amino acids)
Biological process (GO): protein localization to plasma membrane; GPI anchor biosynthetic process
Cellular component (GO): endoplasmic reticulum; membrane
Molecular function (GO): glucosaminyl-phosphatidylinositol O-acyltransferase activity
Source: RefSeq, a predicted model, not a curated record